Molecule: messenger RNA, 5651 nt
Organism: Mus pahari (shrew mouse)
Lineage: Eukaryota; Metazoa; Chordata; Mammalia; Rodentia; Muridae
Gene: Znf512b
Product: zinc finger protein 512B
Exons: 16
Coding region: 157-2916 (919 amino acids)
Molecular function (GO): zinc ion binding
Source: RefSeq, a predicted model, not a curated record
CGCCCGGACCCGCGCCGCGCCCCGCUCCCCGCGUCGGCGCCGUCCUCCCGCCUCCUCCUCCAGAAAAAGUCGCCAUUUUGGUUCACUGCCUUCGCCCCCCCGCGGUCGGCGCUUCCGGGCCGGGCUGCAGCCCGUGUCCGGCCUCAGGUGACAGAGAUGACUGAAUCCUUCUGUGUUGGAGGAGGCCGUCGGCUUCAAGGAUCCAGCAAAAGUGGACCUGGAAAGGGAGGCAGCCGGAAGGAGGUCCAGCUUCCCUUGUUGCAGGACCCACCAAAGCUAGGGAUGCCAGUGGUCCACAGUGGACAUACAGUGCCUAGCCAGGCCCCACUCUGCUUUGACCCCGGAAACUCAGCCAGUGACAAGACAGAAGGGAAGAAAAAAGGGAGGCCGAAAGCCGAGAACCAAGCUCUCCGAGAUAUUCCUCUCUCUCUGAUGAACCAGUGGAAAGAUGAAUUCAAGGCACACUCAAGGGUGAAGUGUCCAAACUCAGGGUGCUGGCUAGAGUUCCCCAGCAUCUAUGGGCUCAAGUACCACUAUCAGCGGUGCCAAGGGGUAAGGGGCUGUGGGUCAGGGAAGAGGAGGCCUGGGGGUGCAUCUGGGCAGAGGCCCCCGGGGCCCCAUCCCACACCUGCCCUCCCUGCCCAGGGUGCUAUCUCAGAUAGGCUGGCCUUCCCUUGCCCCUUCUGCGAGGCCGCAUUCACCUCCAAGACCCAGCUGGAGAAGCAUCGGAUAUGGAAUCACAUGGACCAUCCCCUACCUGCCCCAAAGCCUGGCCCAGUCAGCCGGCCGGUCACCAUCAGCCGGCCUGUUGGGGUCAGCAAGCCCAUCGGAGUCAGCAAACCUGUUACUGUUGGCAAACCAGUGGGAGUCAGCAAGCCCAUUGGCAUCAGUAAGCCAGUCACAGUCAGUAGGCCUAUACCAGUCACCAAACCUGUCACAGUCAGUAGGCCCAUGCAAGUGUCUAGGCCUGUGCCAGUCACCAAGCCCAUCCCAAUCACCAAACCUGUGCCACUCACCAAACAUAUGCCAGUUACCAAGCUUGUGACAGUUUCAAAACCUGUGCCACUCACCAAACCAGUACCAGUCAGCAGGCCUAUUGUGGUCAGCAAGCCUGUGCCGGUCAGCAGGCCCAUCGCCAUCAGCAGACAUACACCACCCUGCAAAAUGGUGUUGCUGUCCAAAUCUGAGAACAAAACACUUCGUGCUACAGGCAAGAACAGCAAUAAGAAAAGGGCUGCAGACAGUUUAGACACCUGCCCCAUCCUGCCCAAGCAGACAAGGCCAGAGAAUGGAGAGUACGGCCCAUCCACCAUGGACCAGAGUGUGACCUUCCCACUGAGUACAGAUCCUAGCAACAGCUCCCUGCUGCCAGGCAGCAGGCCCCUGAUGGGCAAAGAGGCACUGCGGCCUAUAGGCCCAGUGUCCCAGCCAGAGGAAGACCCUGAGCGCACAAAGCACAGAAGGAAACAGAAAACACCGAAGAAAUUCACAGGGGAGCAGCCAUCUAUCUCAGGGACCUUUGGGCUCAAAGGCCUGGCCAAAGCUGAAGACAAGGCUCGAGUUCAUCGCUCCAAGAAGCAAGAGGGAUCAGGCUCUGAGGAAGUGCGGAAGAAGGUGCUGGCCACCCCUGUCACUGUCAGCAAGGAGGCACCAACUCCUGUGGCCCACCCAGCCCCAGGUGGGGGCUGCCUGGCAGGACCCAGGACAGGUCUCCAUGGUGGCCCUGAGGAGCAGUGGCAGCGAGCCAUCCAUGAACGGGGGGAGGCUGUCUGCCCCACCUGCAACGUGGUUACCCGGAAGACACUCGUGGGGCUCAAAAAGCACAUGGAAGUAUGUCACAAGUUGCAGGAAGCACUCAAAUGCCAACACUGCCGAAAACAGUUCAAGUCCAAGGCUGGCCUCAACUACCACACCAUGGCUGAACACAGUGCCAAGCCCACGGAUGCUGAGGCCUCUGAAGGGGGAGAACAGGAGGAGCGGGAGAGGCUUCGAAAGGUGCUGAAGCAGAUGGGAAGGCUGCGCUGCCCCCAAGAGGGCUGUGGGGCCGCCUUCUCCAGCCUCAUGGGUUAUCAAUACCACCAGCGGCGCUGUGGGAAGCCACCCUGUGAGGUAGACAGUCCCUCCUUCCCCUGUACCCACUGUGGCAAGACUUACCGAUCCAAGGCUGGCCACGACUAUCAUGUGCGUUCAGAGCACACAGCCCCGCCCCCUGAGGAGCCCACAGACAAGAUCCCGGAGGCUGAGGACCUGCUUGGGGUAGAACGGACCCCAAGUGGUCGCAUCCGACGUACGUCGGCCCAGGUUGCCGUGUUCCAUCUACAGGAGAUUGCAGAGGAUGAACUGGCCCGUGACUGGACCAAACGACGCAUGAAGGAUGACCUUGUGCCUGAGACUGCACGGCUCAACUACACUCGGCCAGGUCUCCCCACACUUAACCCUCAGCUGCUGGAAGCAUGGAAGAACGAAGUCAAGGAGAAGGGCCAUGUGAACUGUCCCAAUGAUUGCUGUGAAGCCAUCUACUCCAGUGUGUCCGGCCUCAAGGCCCAUCUUGCCAGCUGCAGCAAGGGGGACCACCUGGUGGGGAAGUACCGCUGCUUGCUGUGUCCCAAAGAGUUCAGCUCUGAGAGCGGCGUCAAGUACCACAUCCUUAAGACCCAUGGAGAGAAUUGGUUCCGGACCUCAGCUGACCCGCCUUCCAAACACAAGAGCCAAGACUCCUUGAUGCCUAGGAAAGAGAAGAAGAAAAGUCUGUCAGGAGGAAAGAAGCGGGGCCGCAAACCCAAGGAACGGUCCUCCGAGGAGCCAGCAUCUAAGCUCCCCCCUAACAGGGAUGACUGGCCCCCAGGAGGCAGAGACAGGGGGUCCCGGAGCUCCACUGGGAAGAAGGCUGGAGCUGGGAAGGCACCUGAAAAGUGAGCCCAGUGGGCAGGGCCUACCCAUCAUGCCCUGCAUUGUCUAGAUUAGGGGAGCCAGUUCUAGACUGGUCCUCCACCUCCAACACACACCCCCAUCUGUCCAGAGGGUUGACAAACUACUCUGCUCUCCCUGGAUGUGGUCCUUCCCCUGUUUAGGCUGCCUCAACAAGGCUAGAUGGGGCUCCCUGGGAGUGCCAGGGCAGCAGCAAAAGUGCAAUAGGCUGGAGGACCCAGCCAUUCCUACAAGGAUGUUCAUGGACCUGGCAGGAUCUAGAGCAUUGGCAUCAUGGGGCAUGAAGUGUGCUUAAAUAGUCAAAUGGUCCCAGUUUCCACCUUCCUCUGGCCCAGUAGGAUCCCCAGUCUGACUCUUUCAAGGCUCAGACAUUCCUGGUGACCCAUAGUUGUGGACUGAUGAGGCACCUGAGCAGUCUGGCUGCCAUAACUUGGGCCUCGCCUCCACCCAGCACUGGAACUCCAGUACUCCCAGCUACCUCCCAGGACAGACCCUGUCUACUGCCAUGCUGCCCUGACAGCCACCCACUCAUCUGUCCUUUUGCAUCCACCUCUGACCCCUUUGCUUCUGUUUUCUACCUCUCUGGGCCUGCUUCCCUCCUCUGUCAUCCCUGCUGUGUUUCAGGCCUCACCUCUCGUGACUGGCAUGAUCAUGGUGGAGUAUGUAGCCUUCCAGGCAAGGAAAGAACUCUGUUCUACCUUCAGGGAGGUCCAGACUAGGAUGUUUCACCUCCGGCCUUUAGUUUCUAAUCUUGUGGUUAGCGCCCUUAGGGGUGCCUCCCUGGGGCUACAGCCAUGUGAAGUAGAGGCUGGCCAGAAGGAGCCUAGCUCAGGAGUAGCACUUAGGAGAGACUGCAGAUGUCUGCUAUGCUAGGUGGGCCUAUAAGCCAAGUUCUGUGGAAGGCCUCUUUUUCCCUUUUAUUUUACCUGCCCAUGGGAUCUAGUGCCAGUCAGUCAUUUGAUACGGAAAUGGAAGGAUAGUGAAAGAUGGGGUCUCAGCCAGUGUAGCAACUCUAGGCUGGGCCUCACCCCUUUUUUUAGGGGCCCUGAGGCUAACAGGGUCUGCAGGUUGGACAAGGCCAGGAAGAGAGAUCUGGCCUCCUUCCUGGUUCUACCUUCUAACCCUAUCCCCAUCUCCCAACCCUGCUGUGAGCCACACCAGGAGGAGAAGGCUGGAGGGGGUUGGAAUGAGCUUUUUAUAGUGUUGGUAGGGGUGGACUGAGGUCUCUGCUUCUGAUCCUGGAUGAUGUGAAUUUUGAUAUUUGCCUCUGUGUGUCUCCUGGAUGUUGUUGAUGCAGUCUUGUUGCUGUGACAAGUAGCAACUUUUUUUAAAAUUCUGUUUUUUUUUUAUACAAAACUCAACAAUCUUAAUGUCAUGGUGCUAAGGGUUUCCUGGUGCCGAAGGUAUUGACUAGCACCUGCCCCCUAGCCUCAGUAGGGAGCGUUUCCAAGAAGGCCAGCUCCAGGGAGAUUUGGGGUGAAGUCCUUGUACACAUGUAUUUAGAAAGGCUCUGAUUCUGGGCAAGGUAACCAUGGCCUGGUGUGUUGUAGGUGUUGAAUAGACUCUCCAAUUCCUACACACUUUGACAUGGUCAGAGGGUGGCUACAGAGGUGGCUAUGAUCCAGUGUCAAAGGGUAGGCUGGGGCUUUGGCAUGGUGGUGUGCAACUGUGGAAGGGAAGGGGGCCAAAGUGCACUUUUCACAACACCUCUGUGGGGUGUGACCAUCCACCCCAGCCUCUCAGGUACUUGGCACUUGUAGGGAGAAGAAGUAGGACCUGGGUUUGCUGGGGGUUGAGUUUCCAGGACGUACCAUAAAGCCCAUAUACAGGCCUUGAUAUGGGACUUGGCUUCUGGUUAACUUGAUGUUAGCACUUUAACUCAGUCUUUGAGGUCAGUUUUGGGGCAGCUGUCAAAAGCUGCAGUUGGAUAGGUACCAGCCUGUGGUGACUGGUAAGUAGUGGCAAGCUAGACUGUAAAGCUCUUCCAAGGUGGCAGGGCUCAUCAGUCUGCCCACCUCCCUACUCUGGCCCAAAGGUAACCACCAGCCUACACAGAUCCUCGGUAAGAGGGACCAUCAUGGCAGAGCUACAAAAGGUGGUGGGCAUAAACUUAGAGGGCCAAACCAACCCUGGGUCCUUGGCAAAAUGCAAAAGUCAGGGUCUCUACAGAUCUACCUCUGGCUCAGCGCUUGCCCUGCCCUAAAAAACAGAAGUGCCAAGGGCAGACAUUUCAUGCAGAACCAGGGUGCACUUUAUGUUCCUGCACAGGCAUAUAAUGGUGCCUCCUGGAGGCUUUGGGACCUUCCUGUCCCUAUGGUGGUUCUGAAGGGAGAGCUGUUCCCCUGUUGGGUGAAACCCAGGUCCCUUGCCCUGGAGACCUGGUUUCCCAGGUCACCCCUCAUACCUGACUGCAGCGCCUCCUAAACUUUGGGUUCCUUGGUUUGGUUUUAAUGCAGUUCUCAUUACACAAGUGCAUUUCUGGCUAUCACUUGUAACCAUAGAUAUACAUGCAUAUAUAUUCUAUCUACAAAGUGUUUUAUUUGCAAGAUGUUUUGAGGUGAGCUUUGGUCCUGCCCGCCUUGUGAUCAUCUGUCCCCAUCCUCAUCCCCUGGCCCGGAGUGGUGCGGUGGUGGGCCAUCAACUAUGUAUUAAAGUCACUGUAUCAAAUAAAUGUUUAUUGAUUUUUUUUUUCCAGGGAUUUUGUGCGGCUGAGUUUGUGUUGA